AUGCCUGAUGCCAACGCCGUGUCCAGAAUGGCAGAUGAUCGAUAUCUGGGUGUCUGGCUGAACGGGAUAGAAGAACGACAAGCGAGGUGGUAUUUGAAGGAAGGCAUCCCCUGCUUCAUAGCAAAGGAAAUCACGUCCUUGGAGCGCGCUCAGCUCGCAGCUCCUGAGACUAUGAUAGACUUCGCCGCAGGUUCCAGUGCGGCGUCACUACAUUGGGGCGUUAAUGACUAUGAUUCGCUUGCCUUGUCUCGAGGGGACCUGUCACUACGUGACACCUCCUCCUUCCAUGAUCCGGGAUGGGUGUGGUCUGAACCCCCUGUUCAGAAGGACAAAUUCCCUGCCAAAGAGCCUCCUAGAACACAAGUCGCAAAUUGGGCAUGGUCCGAUCCUCAAGUUCAGAAGGGUAAAUCUCCUAUCAAGGAACCGCCGAAACCACAGACCGUUGACUAUGGACCUCCUCCUGCUGAAACCGUAAUCAUUGCUAAGGACCGGGUUCCCUGGAUUAAACCGCCUCCAGUCAAGAGAGCUGCUCCUAGCCGACCGGGAGCUCCUCCCCAUGAACAGAAAAAGUGGAUCAAAUGGGUGGAGAAUUAUCAGCCCAAAGGGUCCUUCCGCGAAGUAGGCGCCAAGUUUAUUCCCGACCACCAUUCCCACUCCAUGUACGAUCGUGACAAACAUCACCACCUCUUUUUUCUUCAUCCACCUAGAGCACCUGAAGGAUGUGUGUCGAACCCAGACGUCUUUGGCAUGCCCUGUCCGAAGGGAAUCUAUAAAGACAUGAACAAGAAUCGACGUCCCCAGCCCUACUGGAUCUACAAAACUCAGGAGCCACAAUCAGCAGACGUAGGCAAGAUAGCCCCCGUUCCCCGACCAGAAGAUCUUCCCUGCCUGAAUAGAACCCCACUUCCCCCGCCUGAUGACGACAGUGACAGUGACGACGACUAUUACCCCGACAUGGACUUCUUACGCCAGUCGGUCCAGAAUAGAGCAAUGACCACAGAUGUUUCCUCCAAGAGCGCGACCGCUAUGCCCGCCGCUCAGGAUAUCGGAACAAGGUCAUCACUCUCAGCCCCAACCGUCAAAUUAAAUGCUGUUAUUUCAUCUGUCGAGUCAGAGCCCGCUGCCUUAGGCGCGACCAUAGAGCCGGGGGUCGGCUCGUCUGAAUCCACCCAAAUUCCUCCCCCUUUGCCUGCCCCAGUGUUGAAUCACCCGCGAAAUGAGGACGAAGUCUCGAUAGGGGAUGAAGAUUCUAUUCACGAAGCCAUGGGCCCUCAGAUCCCUCCUCUUACCUUCACUGUGGAUUCAGAGAUAGAGGUAGAAGAAGCUCCCCCCACGGAUCCCCUUGAAUUUGCUUCCUCAUUUCUGAUGUUGUACGGCUUACCUGCUUCGGAAGAAUUCUCGACUAUUCAAAACCUGAUAGCCUCAAUCGCUGCUCAUCUUCAACUGACAGUCAGGCAAAUUUUCAGAGUUUGCUCAGACCGCAGUCAGAAUUUUUGGUUCGAGAUGGAGUCAGUGGAUCAGGCUCGACAAAUGAGGACCUACAUGCAUCACAGGAGAGAAAACAGUAGAGAAUUGCUAGUCGCUUAUGCAGAUUAUGGAGAUUACGUCAGAGCCCUCGCUCGUUCUUCCCACAGAUGGCCAGAUUCCACGACGAUUGUCGAAGAUCAGAGGCCCUUCCCAACUCCAGGUCCCACGGCCAGCUCAUCCUCCCGGGGUAGGGAUGUCAGAGAACGUCACAAGUCUCGGGACGUUCGACAGCGAUCACCCUCAGCGGAUCGCUACCAUACUGGCAGGAGGCCCUCACCCCUCCCACAACGACGAUCACCCGUGCAUUCUGAUUACCUUAGAAGACGUUACCAACGGUCUCCCUCCCCACACUAUCGGGAACAUGCCCCUUACCGUCGAUCUCGGUCGCCAGAACCCCGUCUGUUCCGGCCCUCUCGUGAUACAAUUCCGGUGGGUUCCCAGGAAAAUCGGUCUAACUUCAACUCUGUUGCUGCUCCAAAUGUAGAUACAGGUGCAACGGUGCAAAUUCCCCCAUUACCCGUAUUGCCUAGUGGACCAGCCUUCGUAGGAUUACCACACAACGCCCCGCUGCCCUUUGGCGCGAACGUUGCCUUCAUGUGGUCACCCUCAGGCAACACCUUUAGUCCCGUCCUCUUGCAAGGAAACACGACCAUAAUUCCCUUCCCUAUGCCAUCGUCCAAGGCAACCCCUAGCGCUCUGUUACCAUGGCCAGUGGCUGCGGUGUUGCCUUCAACGACCGCGCUGCCUUCUUUCACUCCUACACAGCCUACGGAGCCAUUAGCCUCCAGAAUCUCAUCUACACAACGAAUACCAUCCGGAUCCCCACCUCCCACCCCCGUGCAACCAACCCUUAUGUCUCGAAUGACGGAACAUCUGUCCGCCAGGUUGAGCGACGCAGUGCCUUCCAAUCUAGCUACCAGGCUCUCGAACCCUGCUCAAUGGACACUUGCCGAUCGAAUAUCGGAAGAUGGGCCUAUGGGAAGCUCUGCCUCAUGGAAUGGUCUUACGUCUUGGGGAGGCACGGUACAGCCUGCAACAGCCCCCUUAGUUACUCCAGAGGACCUGCAUCCCACGCCGGAUUCAAUGGACGAGGAUCCUGUUGAUCUUGAGGACGAUAGGGAACCAGACUAUAAGAGGACGAAGAGAGGACGUCGGAGUGGGCAGAAAAUCCAAGGGUAUAGGAAACGAGACGAGGAACGCGAGGAACGGAAAAGACGUCAUCGGCGUUGUUGA
This is a messenger RNA of Laccaria bicolor S238N-H82, 2760 nucleotides long. RefSeq lists its product as uncharacterized. The transcript has a single exon. The record is from RefSeq and is a predicted model, not a curated record. Lineage: Eukaryota; Fungi; Basidiomycota; Agaricomycetes; Agaricales; Hydnangiaceae. Bases 1 to 2760 code for a protein of 919 amino acids.